Messenger RNA from Macadamia integrifolia, 868 nucleotides. RefSeq lists its product as uncharacterized. Bases 149 to 379 code for a protein of 76 amino acids. The transcript has 4 exons. The record is from RefSeq and is a predicted model, not a curated record. Lineage: Eukaryota; Viridiplantae; Streptophyta; Magnoliopsida; Proteales; Proteaceae.
UCGAGUUAGACGGUGGACCGGGACCGGUUGGUAUGUUGCCGUUGCACACAGUUGUACAGUUGUCACCGUUGGAUCUGUAAGGUGUAAAUCGAGAAACUCAAAAACCGCGUCACUCGGGAGAGAGAGAGAGAGAGAGAGAGAAGGGAAAAUGGGGUUCUGCUUCGCUUGCUUCGGUGCUGGUAGAGAGCAGAGAAGAGAGGAAGAACGCCUGGCCUCCGUAGACGCUCGAGCCAAAGCAGCCGAAGCCGCUGAGAAAAGGCAGGAGCAAUUUGAGAAGUCUGCCGCAGGAAGAGCUGCACGUGCGCAACUAGCAGCAAAUGCAAAGCAGACAGUUGCCUCUACCAAAAGUGAACCAGUUCUUAAGUGGCAAAUGGGAUGAAGUUUACCCUUGGCUGUUCAAGUAUAAUUGUUUCUUUCUUUUGGAAGUUUCAAAGAUGCUGUAUCUAUGGCUACAUCUGCUGCAAACUUUUGGUUGCUAUUUUGCCUGCCUACCAAUGAUUGUCAAGAUUUCCUAAUCUCCCACCUUUCUCAGAUGCCAAGGCUUGUCCUGUAAUUUAUCCCCUUCUCAGGUUGAAAUAAGUUGAUGUCUAUUGUUUAUCUUCGUCCCGUGCCAAGGCUAAAAAUGUGUAUUUGUAGAUAUAUGUAAUAAAUCUUGGGGGUAGAAGUUGUUUCAGCUCUAAUGCAUGCUGUUUUGUCUUCCAAGUCGUUUUGCAUUGACUGGUUCAAUUAGAUGUCCUGUAAUUUAUCCCCUUCUCAGGUUGAAAUAAGUUGAUGUCUAUUGUUUAUCUUCAUCCCGCGCCAAGGCUAAAAACGUGUAUUUGUAGAUAUAUGUAAUAAAUCUUCGGGGUAGAAGUUGUUUCCGCUCUAA